CUAAAAAUAGCCCAUUUACGCCUUACCAAAAAUGCUCUCACCAAGCCAACAGUUUAGCUUCCAAAUCAAGAACCAACAAUUUCUGUGAUUCAUCAAUGGCGUUUCCCUUCCAUUGCGGUUCGUGCCCUGUGGUAAAGAAUAUACUUCUUUUGGAUUCCGAAGGAAAACGUGUAGCAGUUAAAUACUACUGUGAUGACUGGCCAACACACAGCUCCAAACUUGCAUUUGAGAAGUCUAUUUUUACCAAGACUCAAAAGACGAAUGCUCGAACUGAAGCUGAGAUAGCAAUGUUUGACAGUAACAUUGUUGUCUAUAAGUUUGUGCAAGACCUUCACUUCUUUGUGACGGGAGGUGAUGAUGAAAAUGAACUGAUUCUAGCCACUGUUCUCCAGGGCUUCUAUGAUGCAGUUACCCUUUUACUCAGGAGUAAUGUUGAACAGAGGGAGGCUCUUGAAAACUUGGAUUUGAUUCUUCUGUGCCUAGAUGAGAUUGUGGAUGGAGGGAUGAUUCUUGAAACAGAUGGUACUGUCAUUGCCGGCAAAGUUGCCAGUCAUAAUAUGGAUGACGGGUCACCCAUUUCCGAACAGACAAUCAGUCAAGCUUUGGCAACGGCUCGUGAGCAUUUCACAAGAUCACUUCUCAGAUGAAGCAUCGAAUGAAUUGACUUCAUUCUUUAGAAGUGUCGUCCCCAAAUCAUUUAGAUGUUUUUUCCUUAGGAUGGAGAUGCAGUCCAUCCUUCAAGUCUAUUCGCGUUAUUAAUUCAUAGAAUGUCCUCUUUCUGUUAAUUUUAAUUCUUUUACUCCAAAGAUUGUUUAGCUACUUGUACUAGUCCAGCCAUUACACAAGCUGGAUUUUACAAGUAUUUUACACAUUGACUUUGUUAUAGAGAGGCUUUGACAAUUUAAUACAUUUUCGUGCUCGUUACUGUAAUACACAUGAUUUUCUUUUC
This is a messenger RNA of Solanum dulcamara, 949 nucleotides long. Its product is annotated as coatomer subunit zeta-1-like. Gene Ontology annotation, biological process: intracellular protein transport; retrograde vesicle-mediated transport, Golgi to endoplasmic reticulum; intra-Golgi vesicle-mediated transport. Bases 96 to 647 code for a protein of 183 amino acids. Lineage: Eukaryota; Viridiplantae; Streptophyta; Magnoliopsida; Solanales; Solanaceae. Gene Ontology annotation, cellular component: COPI vesicle coat. The record is from RefSeq and is a predicted model, not a curated record. The transcript is spliced from 6 exons.